This is a messenger RNA of Thlaspi arvense, 1173 nucleotides long. NCBI's taxonomy places the organism in Eukaryota, Viridiplantae, Streptophyta, Magnoliopsida, Brassicales, Brassicaceae. The record is from the annotation of a GenBank genome assembly.
AUGAAAACUCAGCGGGGAGAUGACAACAGAGAAUCACUACCUCUAGAUGUGGUGAUCGAGAUACUCACAAAAUUGCCUGCGAAAACUCUAUUUAAAUUCAUAUGUGUCUCGAAGCAAUGGUGUUCCAUCAUUCUUAGCCGAUCAUUCAUCGACUCGUUCAUGUCUCUGUCUUGGUCUCGACCACGUUUCCUCGUCUGCUACAGUAUUCGUCAUGGUGACAAGAGACGACUGCUCUUUUUCUCUUCACCUCUUCCUCCCCAUGAAGAUUCAAACCAUUCAUCAGUAGUAUUCAAACACGACUUGCCGGACUCAGGAAACAUUUCCUUUGAGUACACACUCUUCAGCAAUUCUGUCCGUGGCAUCAUCUGUCUCUCGCUCGAGAAUCUUGAUUUUGUGAUAUGUAAUCCAACAACAAGACAAGUCAUAAGUAUACCUAAUGACCCAACCAGGUAUGAAUCUAAGAAUAAUGUAUGUUUUAUGUACGUGGGAUACGACACAAGCAAUGAUCAGUUCAAGAUUUUGAGCACGGUGAGGUCCCUCGGUCUCGAGUUCGGACCUGUUGAACACAGUGUAUGUACGUUGAGAAUAGGAAGAGGCGGACAAUCUUAUUUUUCGUCCUGGAGGCGCUUCGAAAGGAGUAUCCAUUAUUUUCGCACUACUAAUGCUUUAUGCAUCAGUGGAGUUUUGUAUUAUGGAGCUAGGAAAUAUGCAAAGAGCAGAGAUGUGAUUGUGAGUUUUGAUGUUGGAUCUGAACGGUUACUUCUCAUGGAAGCACUUAAGGAAGAGAGGUUAAUUCGUCUAGUAGACUACCGAGGGAAAUUAUCCUGCUUUUGUGUCGACAAUGGUAAUAGUUAUAGUUUGUGGAUUCUUGAUGAUGCUAAGAAGCAGAUUUGGUCGAAGAUUUCUGUUUUUUCGCCUUCUUUUUGUGAUACAUAUCGGAAUCUCAAUCUGAGAAUAUGCGGCGCCACUGAUACUAGCGAGAUCAUUUUUGUGGAGAGAUUAACCGAUCUUGCCUUUAAGCUUUUCUAUUACGAUUUGAAGAAGGAAAAUGUGAGUAAAAGAAUUGGAAUUGGAGGUCUCGCAGAGUAUGAUAAGGUUAGGCGUAAUCCUGAUGACAUUGUUCGGCAUUUAUCUAUUUCAUGUGAGCAUGUGGACAACAUCGUUUCUUUAUAG